AAUUGAAUCACACAUUGUUAUAAUCAAAAAGCACAUAUUUCUUUAAACUAAAAACACAAUUCCUACAUCUGAAUCAAGGAUUCUAGCCAACCUACUCAAACAACUAACAGUCACCAAACUUCACACAUUUCCAGAUCUCAGGACCCCUCUCUCUUCAAAUGAGUACUAAAAUGCUCAUCAGAUUCCUUCUGUUCCAACUCUUUUUGUACUUCUCCUGUUUCAUCAUCCACCCGUCCAUAUCCCAAACAUUCCCGGAUUCUGCUUCGAAUGUCGGUGUUCGCGGACAAUGGCAUUUGUUGCAAGAAAGCAUUGGCAUAUCAGCUAUGCACAUGCAACUCCUGCACAAUAACAAGGUUGUUAUCUUUGACAGGACUGAUUUUGGCAAAUCUAACCUGUCUCUACCUGGUGGCCGGUGUCGAAACGAUAAAAACGAAGUGGUGCUAAAGGUAGACUGCACAGCUCAUUCGGUUCUCUAUGAUAUUGAAACCAAUCAGUUUAGGCCAUUGAUGGUACAAACUGAUACCUGGUGCUCUUCUGGUGCUGUCAUUCCUGAUGGAGCCCUGAUCCAAACCGGCGGUUUCAAUGACGGGGAUCACAUUGUCCGAAGAUUCGUACCUUGUGAUGAUAACCGCUGUGAUUGGGAAGAGUUUCCAGGGACCCUGGUGAACAGAAGAUGGUACGCUUCGAACCAGAUUCUACCCGAUGGACGAAUCAUCAUUGUUGGGGGCAGGGGUCAGUUCAACUACGAGUUCUACAAUCCCCGGGGGAACUCAGCGUUUCAAUUAGAUUUUCUUAGGGAAACAUCUGAUGAAAGCGAGAAUAAUCUUUAUCCGUUUCUUCAUCUACUGCCUGAUGGAAACUUGUUCAUUUUCGCGAAUACUAGGUCGAUUGUGUUUGAUUAUAAACAGAACAGGCUUGUGAGGGAGUUCCCUUCCAUGCCUGGAGAUGUUUCCAGGAAUUAUCCAAGCUCAGGUUCAUCAGUGCUUCUUCCAAUCGACGAAAACGUUCACACUGAAGUCGAGAUUCUGAUAUGUGGAGGUUCGAGCCCUGACGCCUUCAAUUCAGCGAGACGGGGAAAUUUUCCGCGCGCGAGCUCAACCUGCGGGCGCCUGAGGAUCUAUGAUGACAAUCCCGCCUGGAAAAUGGAAACAAUGCCGGUGCCCCGAGUAAUGGGAGACAUGCUCAUUCUUCCUAAUGGACAGGUGAUCAUAGUGAACGGGGCAAUGUUAGGCUGUGCAGGUUGGGAAAACGCGAGGAGCCCCGUGACACGACCAUUGAUUUACAACCCGAAUGGAUCAGAAAACAAUCGAUUUGCAGUCAUGGAAACGGCCUCAAGGCCGAGAUUGUACCAUUCAACAGCCAUUCUUAUGACUGAUGGAAGAGUCCUAGUAGGAGGAAGCAACCCGCAUAUUUUUUACCAAUUCAGUUCUGAAGAAUUCCCAACUGAUCUGAGUCUGGAAGCGUUUUCGCCGCCUUAUUUCGCGCCAACGUAUGAUUCAGUGAGGCCGAGAAUAGUGGGAUUCAACCCGGCAAUUCGUUACCGGAGAUCUUUCUCAGUGACUUUCAGAGUCUCAGAUUUUCUGGGAUCAGAAAAUUUAUCAGUGAGGAUUGUUGCCCCAUCAUUCACCACGCAUUCGUUCUCGAUGAAUCAAAGAAUGAUAAUUUUGAAGGGAGUUAACGUUACUCGGGUUGCUGCUUCUACUUACAAUGUAGUUUCAAUAGGACCAUCCAGAGUUGAGGUUGCACCACAAGGUUUCUAUAUGCUGUUUGUUGUUCAUGGAGAGACUCCUAGCACUGGACAGUGGGUGAAUUUAAGUUGAUGUCUUUAAUCCUG
Oldenlandia corymbosa var. corymbosa is the source of this 1834-nucleotide messenger RNA. The record is from the annotation of a GenBank genome assembly. Lineage: Eukaryota; Viridiplantae; Streptophyta; Magnoliopsida; Gentianales; Rubiaceae.